This is a messenger RNA of Hylaeus volcanicus, 2760 nucleotides long. RefSeq names its product prohormone-3 (gene spab). The transcript has 6 exons. The record is from RefSeq and is a predicted model, not a curated record. Bases 210 to 890 code for a protein of 226 amino acids. Lineage: Eukaryota; Metazoa; Arthropoda; Insecta; Hymenoptera; Colletidae.
GACGUAGGAGUAUAGAUUGCCAAUGCAAGCGCGGCUCAGACUCAGUCCUCCAGCAAACUCCAUCGAGGACUUGUUGAUCUUGGGAACACCUAGAAGCACCUUCUUCGAACCUAUCGAGAAUCACCGGUCAACCUAAGUCAAGGUUUAAACUGACAAUUUCAAUUUUAACCACUCGUACGUGAUCCGACAUCCCUGCUACAUAAACGAAGAUGUACACAUGCGUUGCAUUGGCCGUCGUCGCUCUGGCGGGCUCGAUGCACCUUGGCGUCGAGGCAUGGGGCGGUCUCUUUAAUCGUUUCAGUCCCGAGAUGCUGUCGAAUCUUGGUUACGGUGCUCAUGGCGACUACAUGAGCAGAACAGGAUUAUAUCAGCGGCCAUUAUCUGCUUCCUAUGGAAACGCUUACGGAGAUUCUUUGGAAGACGACCCGUACGUGCCAUGCGAUCAGAGACAGUGUACAGCCAACGAACAUUGUUGUCCAGGUUCUAUUUGCAUUAAUGUCGACGGAGUGGAAGGCCAUUGCGUGUUCCAACUUGGACAAAAACAGGGCGAGCUAUGCAGAAGGGACAACGACUGCGAGACUGGUUUAAUGUGUGCCGAGAUACCCGGCAGUGAGACUCGUUCGUGUCAACCACCGGUGACAUCCAACAAGCUAUACAACGAGGAGUGCAACAUGUCUGGCGAAUGUGACAUCAGCCGUGGCUUGUGUUGUCAGCUUCAAAGACGUCAUCGACAAACAGCCAGAAAGGUUUGUUCGUACUUCAAGGAUCCACUGGUGUGCAUCGGACCGGUGGCAACGGAUCAGAUCAAGUCCGUUGUGCAGUACACUUCCGGUGAGAAGCGGAUCACUGGACAGGGAAACCGAAUCUUCAAACGGGUCCCAUUCGCCUAAAAUCUCGAUCGUUCCUCGAUACCCAGUGAAAGUGGAAGGAGUGUCUAUGCGAAUCAAAUCUAUCUUACAUGUAAUUACUGCAGAAAAGCCUAGUAUGUAAGUCUGUCAGUUAUAAAUUCUCUCGAUUCGUUCGACGUUCCCGAUCCACGCCUGCCGACGAUGAUGAUUCGCGUAAUAUAAUAGCGAACAUCGCCGAAGCUAGCAGGAAGAUUCGGGAAGGACGUAAACGCGCCUUCCAAAUCGCUUCUCUCCUAACAUUAUGACUGAAAAAUACGAUACAUAUCAGAAUAUCCCGUCUCGUAGAAUCGUAAGGUAAAGAUACAUAUCAAUGAAGAGAAUCAUGAGGCGCGUUUCCAAAAACUAUGCUAAUUAUCGACGAGCAACGUGUUCAGGGUACUUAAAACUUUCGUUCUUUCGACUCUUCUGUUUGUCAUAAAUAAAGAUUAGAAUUUAAAUAGCAGUCGAGUAGAUAGGACGCGAACUAUGAGCACAAUAGCCCUAGUAAGGGGUGACGUUACUUCAGUAAGUACGGUUAAAAUAUAUUAAUUUACUCCUAAGUUAACAUUCAGUGGAAUAAUAGUCCUAGGUAUCAAAGGAUUUCAUUAAUUCUUUGUUCAAACAUUUUUUUGCAUUUGAAACAACGACUGAGAGAGAGAGAGAGCGAGAGAGAGAGAGAGAGAGAGAGAGAGAGAGAGAGAGAGAGAGAGAAAGUGUGUAACAUUUCUUCUUGCGUUAGGUUUAUUUACUUUGCCCUCUGCACAAGCAAAACUGAUACUAUUUUCAGCAAUUGUUGAACUGACGAUUUCGAGAGAUCCGCGAAUCGAGUUUCCUGAAUUUAUUCGUAAGAUGUCUCCUCGAACUACUCAACGCACACAGAGGAAAACUAUAUACAUAAUAUACAUAUUUAUUCUCCUGAUUCUCGAAAAGAGAUCAGACCAAUCCUUCAGAUAUCAGUGGUAAAGGAAUACUUUUGGGGAAGAAAUAUUUCAUCGAUGUGACAUAAAAACUACGGCAUCAACGUUCUCGAUCUAACCGAUCAUUUGAAACUUACGAAAACGAAACAACACUUCGUCGGUGUCUACAAGAGUAACUUACUUAUUGCAUUGUUUCGUCGUUAAGUCGUGUAUUGGAAUUCGAAGACAAACGUAUCGUAAUCGAUACGCGUCCAGAAGAUCCGAAAAUAUACAUAUCAAGUCAGCGUUGCUUCGCGUAGCCUAUAUUCCAAAUUCUUAGAGUUAUGUGCGUAGACUAUUCGCCAGAAUGACUCAUUUAUGUGUGAACAUUGCUCUAUUAAAAAUUAAAUCGCGGGAAUCGCUCUAUUGAAUAUUGAAACCUCGGAGAUCGCUUCGUUAAAUGUUAUUAAAAUCGUAGAAUUAAAUGUAACGUUAUUAAAGAAACGCAUAAAUACGUAUAUAUGUACUUAUAUGUCUGUGAAAAUUGUUACUUUAAAUAUAUAUAUAUGAUAUAUACACAUUAAAAGUAACAUGUAUCCAUACACACAUAUGUGUAUGUACGUAUGUUACUUUUAGUAUAUCUGAAGACGACACCGAUAACUUUGGGAUUCGUAAAUGUUUAUUAUAAUUGUGGUUUUAAAUGAAUGCAUUCUAUGCGUACACGACGAAGGAACGUGCUACAAUCACGAUCAUAGUCGUGGAGUUAUGGAACGGGAACGAAGCAAAUGUUACGAUUGUUAUAAUUCAGAAAUCGCGGUGUUUACGUCGAAACACUGUUCGCAAAACAUUUUCUGAUGCGUCAAGUACCUGUUGCAAAAUCUGGACAAACCCCUCGUUUCUACGCCACUGAUGCUAGGCAAAUCGAGAGAGUCCAAACACACAAACAAAUAAUAAAAAAAAAAAAACAUAAAAAAGAA